Rotaria sp. Silwood2 is the source of this 112-nucleotide messenger RNA. Lineage: Eukaryota; Metazoa; Rotifera; Eurotatoria; Philodinida; Philodinidae. The record is from the annotation of a GenBank genome assembly.
AUGAAACGAGCUCUUGUAUCUUUAGUUCGUCAACGAGCACUUGCUCGUAGUUCUGAAUCAGCAAAAUAUCUUGGGUGCAGUCAUGUUUUUGCUUUAUCAACAUCUCGACCAA